Messenger RNA from Xyrauchen texanus (razorback sucker), 815 nucleotides. RefSeq names its product C-C motif chemokine 5-like. Gene Ontology annotation, molecular function: CCR chemokine receptor binding; chemokine activity. NCBI's taxonomy places the organism in Eukaryota, Metazoa, Chordata, Actinopteri, Cypriniformes, Catostomidae. The transcript has 3 exons. The record is from RefSeq and is a predicted model, not a curated record. Gene Ontology annotation, biological process: positive regulation of ERK1 and ERK2 cascade; immune response; neutrophil chemotaxis. Bases 75 to 371 code for a protein of 98 amino acids. Gene Ontology annotation, cellular component: extracellular region.
CAAGUCCAGCUUGAGUGCUUCACCUCAUCCAGCAGACUCUCCAUUCAUUCAUCCAGUCAAACACAGCAGCCAAUAUGACUACCUCUCGCUUUUGUAUUUUCUCGACAGUGGUGGUGCUUCUGGCCGCAAUUACGCUCAGUGAAGGUUUGCGUAUUGGAGCAAAGAAAUGCUGUUAUACCUUUAUGGACCGUCCCUUGCCAGCCAAACAUGUGGUUGAGUACAGUAUGACAAGCCAGCAGUGCCCCACUGAAGCCGUGCUCUUUAAGACAGUUAAAGGGCGUCUGGUGUGUGCCAGACCCACUGACUCAUGGGUUCAGGAGAACAUCCAGACUAUUAAAAGCAGGCGCAUCAGUGCCCAGGUGAAUUUGUAACCAUGGUGACCUGCAUCCUCUGCUUUCUGAACUCGUUUGAAAGCUCCCAAGAGUGAAGCCAGGAAACAGCUACUUGAAAGAAUAAAAAAAAAUACCUGCACUCACCGACAAAUGCAUUGUCACUAAUUGAUCAGCACACUGAAGCUAUGGGUUAAAUCCCGAAUGUGUUUUUGGUUUCUUUUUCCCAUUGUUUGAAUGUUAUAUUUUUGACUCAUCUUUUAUUUGUCUUACUAAUGUAUUUCUAAAGAGUGUGUUCACUGCUGAUACAUUAUUGCAGACUAUUGACUUGAAGAAUUACAAUUAUAUCCUCUAGCUCUGUGUAUACAAUACAUAAUAGAAAAAAAGAUAUGAUUCUGAUUAUUUUUAUAUUGUGUCAUUAAAGGAUAAACAAGGAUAAAUAAGGGGGUGUUUGCUGUAUUUUAUGUAACUUUAAUGUUUUUUGCC